Molecule: messenger RNA, 1981 nt
Organism: Phacochoerus africanus (Common warthog)
Lineage: Eukaryota; Metazoa; Chordata; Mammalia; Artiodactyla; Suidae
Gene: ALX3
Product: ALX homeobox 3
Exons: 4
Coding region: 83-1114 (343 amino acids)
Biological process (GO): regulation of transcription by RNA polymerase II
Molecular function (GO): RNA polymerase II transcription regulatory region sequence-specific DNA binding; DNA-binding transcription factor activity, RNA polymerase II-specific
Source: RefSeq, a predicted model, not a curated record
CCCUCCCCCUUGGCGGGCGCUCACAGGCCGCGCGGGCAGCGCGAGCCCCCGAGCCCCGGCGGCCUGUGCGCCCCGAGCCGGCAUGGACCCCGAGCGCUGCGCGCCUUUCGGCGUGGGGCCCGACUCCGGCCCCUACGCGGCCGCCGGAGACGAGCCUCCUGGCCCGCAGAGAACCCCGGCCGCCGCGCCUCACCUGCACCCCGCGCCACCCCGCGGCCCGCGGCUGACCCGCUUUCCGGCCUGCGGGCCCCUGGAGCCCUACCUUCCGGAGCCGGCCAAGCCGCCCGCCAAGUACCUGCAGGACCUCGGGCCCGGCCCGGCGCUCAACGGCGGCCACUUCUACGAGGGCCCCGCGGAAGCUGAAGAGAAGGCCUCCAAAGCUGCCAGCUUCCCCCAGCUGCCCUUGGACUGCCGCGGGGGCCCCAGAGACGGGCCCUCUAACUUGCCGGGCUCCCCAGGGCCCUGCCUGGCCAGCCUGCGUGUCCCUCUGUCCCCGGGACUCCCUGACUCCAUGGAGUUGGCCAAGAACAAGAGCAAGAAGCGCCGUAACCGCACGACGUUCAGCACGUUCCAGCUGGAGGAGCUGGAGAAAGUCUUCCAGAAGACCCACUACCCUGAUGUGUAUGCCCGGGAACAGCUGGCUCUGCGCACGGACCUAACCGAGGCCCGGGUACAGGUCUGGUUUCAGAACCGCAGAGCCAAGUGGCGGAAGCGCGAGCGUUAUGGGAAGAUCCAGGAGGGACGGAACCCCUUCACGUCUGCCUAUGACAUCUCUGUGCUGCCUCGAACCGACAGCCAUCCCCAGCUGCAGAAUGCGCUGUGGCCCAGUCCAGGGUCUGGGAGCCCCGGGGGCCCCUGCCUCGUGUCUCCAGAGGGCAUCCCCUCCCCGUGCAUGUCCCCAUACCCCCACUCGCAUGGGAACGUGGCUGGCUUCAUGGGGGUGCCGGCCUCUCCCGGAGCCCCCCCGAGCAUCUACUCCAUCCACAGCUUUUCCCCUGCCUUAGGGGCCCACAGCUUUGAGCCCUCCCCAGAUGGCGACUAUAAGUCUCCAAGCCUCAUCUCACUCAGGGUGAAGCCCAAGGAGCCGCCCAACCUGCUGAACUGGACCACGUGAUCUGUCGCGUGGAACCGCACUUCGAGCUGCCCAACCCCAUUUCCGUUCCCGGCUGCUCCCACCCCACCCCGGCCUGGAUGCCAGAGAGGACACAUCUCUGCUCCAAGUCCCAGAUGGCUCCUGGAGGCCCUGCCAGAGCACUGGGACCCUCAGGCUUCCGGAGGGAAGAAGCUAUGGAGUCUUUUAGAAUAAGGUGGGGCUGCCCAGGUGAGAGGGGGCUUCAAAGCAGGUAGGACGCCUCCUACCACACACUGGGCCUUCUCACCCAGACUCUGGGCUGGAGGGAAGAAGAUGCUGCCCUGCUUCCUUCAGACUGGGUCUGACUCUGUCAUCCUUCCAGCUGACACCGCUUAACUGGCUCCUCAUUCUGGGAGAGCAGGAAAAUAGGAGGAAGGAGACACAGGCUGAACUAGGAGCUCCUUGCCACUUAGGGGAAAGCAGAGUCUAGACGGCCAAGGGCCGGCCUCACUUCCCCCUCCCACCACAAGGGGGCGCACACCCAGUGUCUGUGCGGACAAGCCCUGGAAACUGGAGGUCCAGGUGUGAGACCCCCUUCUCCCCUUCUCUGCCAUUUCUACUCCUGGACUGUGCCCCUUCCCACAACAUGUUCUGGAGUCCCCUUCCCCUCCAAGGGGCAGAAAUACACCAGAAACCACCCAAUGUUUGGAUUCUCUUCCAUAGGAUCAGGCCAGAGCUAUGCCAUGGAAACCAUAGGCUCCCUUGGUUCACUUAUUGGAUGUUGGAAAGAAUAAAACAGAUUUCCACGGACUCAGCCCCUGAGUUUCCAACCCCCACUUUUGUAAAGAUACUUUUGUCAGAACUGUGCUGCCCAGCAUAGAAAUAAAAGUGGCAGUAUUUUUUAUACCA